AUGCGCAACGAAAUGGGAUCGUUCACUGCAAGGGCUCAGCCGCGGGAGGUUGAGAGAGCUUCCGGGGACUGCCUUUCCCUAGAUACCUCACAUGGUGCUCCAGAUUAUCCAUGGCGUCUGGCACUGGCAGAGCCGCCCUUGUCCGAGUGGAAGCCCCUCCUAGCGCCAGGCGAGGUCCAGAUCGGCCUCUGCAUCGUGCUCGCGUCCUCUUUUCGCGGCGGCGGCCAGGACACCGCGUCCCUUCCUCCCUUGGAUCCUUCGGCAGCUCAGGUGCCUCGCCGCCGCGCCGCGGGUUCUGCUCUUGGUCCGCCCAUUCAGCUCCUCAAACCCAGACUCGCGUGGAGGAAGACCCUUUUUGAUCCUUACGAGCACCGUAUAUCCAGGAUCCGGACGAGGGGCUUAUCUGGCUUGGUAUCCGAGCGCGCCGCCCCAGGACCUCCAGUGAGUUGCCUUCCUGCGCAGGAGAAAGAAGCCCUGGGCAGACGCGGUGAAGCUGAGGCGCUGGGAUAUCCUAGAGGAGGUUUACUGUCGUUGCCACAACCUUCGGGUUUGCAACAAGGGAAGGCCAUGGAAAGCUCAUACGAGAUGAAAGUGCUGCUGUGGUCCGUGACCUGCGGCGUGGCUCUCAUUCUCGGCCUCAUGGUGGCCAUCACGUAUCUCCUCCUGCGGCAGAACAAGCUGCUCAAAGCCAGGCGGAGCGCCAGUUCGGGUCCGCCCCCGAGGAUCACCCGCGCCAAGUCUCGACGAGGACCCUCCAAGGACGAAGUGAGCUACCUCACCCCCACCGGCCUCCCCCCGCCGGUGAGCAGCAUCGGGCGCGGGGACCAGCCGCCGCGGCCGAAGGGCGUGCACUUGCCGAUGCGCCACCAGCCCAUCGAGGACUCUCCAGCGUCGUCUCUUGAUAACCACAUUUACGAGGACGCUGACUACAUGUACGAACCGAUUCAGAGAGUUUCUAGGGUUCUCCGGAGGGCGAGAGGCGGCCGACAGACUCGCUCCUGAGGAACCGUGCUGAGCUUUUCUUCCCGCCAGACACACAUACACAGACACACACGCACACAUACACGAACAUUAAUGCACACAGACACGCUCAUAAACACACACACACACACACACA
Molecule: messenger RNA, 1117 nt
Organism: Penaeus vannamei (Pacific white shrimp)
Lineage: Eukaryota; Metazoa; Arthropoda; Malacostraca; Decapoda; Penaeidae
Source: RefSeq, a predicted model, not a curated record